CCAGCAGAAACUGAAGAAAGAUGCCUGGAGAAAGAUGCCUGUGGGCAGCAGACUCAGAGCCAGCAGAACAUUGUCAUUAUCAAGGAGCUGGGUGGUGCCACAGCGAAACCUUGAAGGCCCAAUGCAGUUACUUGUAGUCCUCAUGACUGCACAUUAAGUAAGAUACAACUUAAUUCUGCCCAUUGCUCAUUUUGUUUCAUGGCUGGCGCCACCAUCCAGAACAGUAUCUUGCAGAGGAGCAGCCAGAGCAAGCUGUGGGUGAACGGUCAAAAUGUUCCGGAGGACUCUAGCAAGCCCUCUUGGCACGAAUCUAGUGCCAGCAUUGGUAUUUGGCAUCCAAUGCACAAGACCUUUCGAAGAAAACUUCUACCCCCUGGCUUGAGGAUAGCGGAAUCUGUCAGCUUGUUAGAAACUCGGCAGAAAUGCUUGGCAAUCCGAGCAGGGUCCAAAGGCGGGUUGAAGUCCAAGGCUCUUUGGGAGAUGCAGAAUUCAAAACGCUUGCCAACAGAUGUCUGCCCAUGUGGUGGUGGUGUAGAAAAGGACAGGUAUCAGACCUGUUGCGCAAGGUUCCAUAAGAAGGGCCUCGUUCCUACAACUGCAUUGCUGCUCAUGAGAUCCAGGUACACAGCAUACGUCAAAGGCCUCGUAGACUACUUAGUGGACACGACGCAUCCUGAUCAUCCAGAUUAUGACACCAUGAGGAAAAGCGUUCGGGACACAACUAACAGGGUCAGAUUCAAAAAGUUAGAUAUUCAAGAUUCCACGAAUGGUGAAAACGAGGCUUUUGUAACCUUUAGAUUCGACUUCUCUUUGGGAAGGGGCAUAGAUAGGCAUAUAACUGAGAGGAGUCGUUUUGUAAAGGAGGAGGGUCGGUGGCUUUUCAUUGGUACGGAAAUAUUGGAACCACAAAGUCCGAGUGAUGAGGACAGUCCCUUGGCUCCUCUGUCAAACCUAGAUGUCUAAAAAAGAGCAACUCAUUGAAGUGCCUCCAUGGCCAUCGGUUUUCGUGUGUUCCUGGUUGAAGCCUGCUACUGAAAUUUCCAGGAGUCGAAGGGGACCCAUUCUGGCCGAAUCAUGGGGAGCUUAGGAUCCAGUAUAAUAUGACCUCGUGUUUUGGUCGUCGGAAGGUAUUGAAAAUGAUAAAUCCACUUUAAGUUGAGACCAAGAAGCACGUGUAAGAGUAGCUCGAACCAUCACAUCUCAUGGUCAUUAAUCGUCAUAGAGCAGCGACAUGUAGGAUCAAUCCGGAUCUAGGUGUAACGAAGGGAUGAUGCAUCUUCAAUUCACCUUGUUCGAAAAACAUGGAGGCAUUCAAGAUUGAUGGCUGCCGAC
Molecule: messenger RNA, 1332 nt
Organism: Klebsormidium nitens
Lineage: Eukaryota; Viridiplantae; Streptophyta; Klebsormidiophyceae; Klebsormidiales; Klebsormidiaceae
Source: the annotation of a GenBank genome assembly